This is a messenger RNA of Branchiostoma floridae (Florida lancelet), 4399 nucleotides long. Its product is annotated as serine/arginine repetitive matrix protein 1-like. The transcript is spliced from 20 exons. Gene Ontology annotation, biological process: regulation of mRNA splicing, via spliceosome; mRNA processing. Gene Ontology annotation, molecular function: RNA binding. Bases 105 to 2669 code for a protein of 854 amino acids. The record is from RefSeq and is a predicted model, not a curated record. Gene Ontology annotation, cellular component: spliceosomal complex. Lineage: Eukaryota; Metazoa; Chordata; Leptocardii; Amphioxiformes; Branchiostomatidae.
GUGUGUUUGUUGUCCUCUGUCACUUCCGGGUUUGGCGCUGUGCAGCAUGGGAAAUCAUUUCCUCCUUGGUCACGUGGUGCGUCCCUGCCUGCAGACGAGCCAAGAUGGACGCAGGAUUCUUUCGGGGCACCAGUGCCGAGCAGGACAACCGUUUUGCCAACAAGCAGAAGAAGCUGCUCAAACAGAUGAAGUUUGCAGAUGGCUUGGACAAGAAGGUUGACAUGACAAAAGUCAACAUCGAGACCAUCAAACCAUGGAUCAAACAGAAGAUUAACGACAUGCUUGGAUUCGAGGAUGACGUAGUCAUUGAUUACGUCUUCAACCUGCUGGAAGAGGAAAAGGAGCCAGACCCAAAGUGUAUGCAGAUCAACCUGACGGGGUUUCUGAAUGGGAAGAAUGCGCGAGAGUUCAUGGGGGAGCUGUGGAAACUUCUGGUCAGCGCGCAGGACAACAUUGCCGGCAUUCCUGCCGAGUUCCUUGACAAGAAGAAAGAAGAAAUCAAACAGAGACAGCUUGAACAGGAGCGUAUCCAGGCGGGGCUGAAGCGUUACCAGGAGCUGAAAGACCAAGAGGAUAAGGAGGAAGAAGUGAAAGUGGAAGAAGGGGAAGAAGAGAAAAAGGACAAAACAGAGGGAUCACCAGAGGAGGGCACACAUGCUGAGGAGGCUGCUAAGGAGGAGUCUCCCAACCAGGCUAAUCCUGCCUCUGCUCCUCAGCCUAAGAAAAGCUCAGAGUCCAAGUCUCCCUCCAAGGAAGAAACCAAGAAAAGGAGCCCCUCUCCCAAGAAAGCUGAGGCUGACACUCCUGCAAAGAAGAGUAGCGAACAUGACAAGAAGCGUGACCGUAGACGGUCUCGCUCACGAUCUCGGUCGCGGUCCAGAUCCAGAUCCCCUCGCAGAUCUAGAUCCCCACGCCGAAGCCCUCCCCGUAGAAGGCGGCGAUCGUCCAGGUCGCGUUCACCACGCCGUCGCUCGCCGCCACGACGCAGGUCCCCGCCACGGCCGUCCCGACGCAACAGAGCUGACAGGGGAAGAGGUUGGAUGACCCAAAGACCACAGAGGGGGAGAGGUUGGCUGCUACAAAGGGAGCGUCGCAGAGGGCGGUCUCGGUCAAGGUCAAGCUCUGGAUCGUCAGGAUCAUCUGGUUCAAGGUCACCAGUGAGGCGACAGAGACGACCAUCCUCGCCAGCCAAGCGGUCGCAGAAACCAGCCGCAUCACCCAGCCGGAAGGACAAGUCACCAGAGCCCAAACCGAAGACGGAAACAGAAGUAAAGGAGGAGAAGAAGAUAGCUGUUGUCCGCCCCCUGGGCUCACCCUCCCCACCACCUGCACACUACAAGGCUAAACUGGAGAAGGAGAAGAGUCGGGAUUCGGGGGAUGCUGAUGAAGCUGGUCCUGCGUAUGAAUACGUACCAAAGCCAGAUGGUCUGCAGCAGAGACGACAGUACAGAAAGCAACACUCCUCUCCCUCAGAUUCCUCCUCGUCGUCUUCUGAUGAAGAUGACAGGAAGAAGUCAGGGAAGGAAGGCGGGCGUCGCCAGCGGUCCUACAGCCGGUCUCGCUCCAGGUCACCACGGAGACGAAGACGGAGCUCCUCCCCAGACAGACGUAGAGCAUCUCCAAGGAGACGCGGAAGAUCGCCGUACCCUAGAAGACGCACCCCCUCCCCGAUCCUCCGCAGACCACGAUACAGUCCCUCGCCUCCCCCUCGCAGAAGACGCCGCUCGUUCUCACGCUCUCCGAGACGCCGGUCACCCUCUCCGAGAAGGCGGGGCACUCCGUCUCCGAGAAGACGCACCACUCCUUCGCCCAGAAGACGUUCCCCAUCUCCUAGAAGACGUAGGACCCCGUCCCCACGCCGGCGACGAAGCCCGUCUCCCAGAAGACGAUCCGUCACCCCACCGCCACAGAGAAGACGUCGAUCCCCGACACCACCGCCGAGGCGUAGAUCGCCCCUCACCCCGCCCCCUAGGAGACGCAUGAGCCCGUCCCCAAGGCGAUCACCCAAACGGGCGCGACCCAGUAGAGACCAUUCCCCAUCCGCAUCCCCGCCUCCCAAGCGCCGUGCCCCCUCCCCCCACAGGGAGUCGCCCUCCCCGGUCCGUAAACGGCGUUCCCCCUCCCCCCCUCCCCGGCGCCGCCGCACGCCCUCCCCACAGCUGAGAAGGCAGUCCCGGUCCUCCCGAUCUCCACGCAAAAUGUCGCCCCGGCGGAAACAACAGGACGUGUCACCGAGACGGAGGUCCAACUCGUCACCACGGCGCAGGUCUGCCUCGUCUCCACAGCGCUGGUCAGCUGGGUCACCAAAGAAACCAGUGAAGGAAGUGUCCCCAAGUCCCGUAAAACGGAGAAAAAGAAGUGCUUCAGGGGAGAGAUCCCCAUCUCCAGCUCGAGCUCCUGUGAUGAAGAAGAAACCGUCACGCUCGCCUUCCGGCUCCAGAAGUCCAUCUCCAAAACCAACCCCGAAGAAGAAGAGCAAGAAGGAAGACUCCGGUUCUGAAAGCCCUGACAAGGAGUCUGAUGCCGAAAUAAAGAAGAAGUCCAAGAAGGAGAAGAAGCACAAAAAGCACAAGAAGCACAAGCACAAGUCCAAGCACAAGAAACACAAGAAGGAGAAAGAAGAGGAGAAAGAGGGGGAGUCUAUUGUGGACCAGGACCUCUCAGAUUGAAGGACAAAGAGGAAUAUUAAUGGCUCAGAAAGUGGCGAGGAAGAUGACAACCUUGACGAACUCGAGAGAAAGUUACGGGAGCGAGCGCUACAAUCCAUGCAGAGCAGAGCCAAGAGUUCAAAAUCAAACUCCCCGCAAGAUGACGACUAAUCUAGAACAAUUGUUAUAUGUUAUUAUAGAUAUGCAAUUUGUGUAACAGCAAGGGGUGGAAAGAAAAAGCUGUAUUUUGUGAGCUUUUUUGUUCAAAUUAAUUUGCCAAUUGAUACAAUAGACAGGAUUGGAUUGUAACAGAUAGACUUAGUUUUGGUUGGUGCAUUUUUUUAGAUAUUCUCACAAUUGAAACCCGUAUGUGUAUAUGAAUAUGUACUUUCUUUCUGGUUGUUUAUUUUAACUGGACGCAGUUCAACUCAGUUUCUGACGCUUGGUUAAGACUUAAGCACAAAACUGCCAAUUUGGAGUUUGAUAUGAAAAGACUGUGACUGUGAAAAGUGUUUACAAUGUCAUUGACAUGUUUGUUUAAACUGAAUAUAUGAGUAGGUAUGACAAGUCAUUGAAACUGCCAGCUAAUGCGAUGGUACUAAAAUUAUGUGUGUUUUAGCUGAAUGAAAGAAUGUACAACUGUCUGUAUGGCCGAAAGAAUUAAAGUAGUCGUGCUGUAUGUUUAUUUGCUCGUUUAGUUAAAUUUGUAGCAGUGUUGGUACAAUUCUUUUCUUACUGCCCUCCUUGAUGGCAGACCUCAGAGAGAUUCCCUGCAAAAUGUGCUGGAAAAAAUUUCUUAGAGAUGUAAGCAUUCAUGGAUACCAGUAGCUAAAAGCAUCCCAGUAACGUGUUAUUCCAGCAAUAACACGGGUAAUGUAGUUUUUUUUUUGGGUUAAAAUAAACAAGAACAGGUAAUACAUGGUGUGUCUGGUAGCCUUGGUCAUCAUUUCUCUUCUAAGUUGUAACCAUUUUCCUUAACCGUAUCAUGGUAAAUACAUUUGUGCAUUUUCGUCGGUUGGAUUUUGAGCAUUAGUAUAUAGUAGUUUUGGUACAUCUACAUUUUGAACUGUCUUGCCUGUAUGAAUAGAUGACUCGGAAACCCCAGCAAUUUCUUGAACUCAGGCUUUCGCAAUUAUAAACAUGCGGAUAUUAAUUUUCAUGUGUGCUACAUAACCAGCCUAUGUAAACAGAGCAUUGAUCGGGCAUUGGCAUGGUUACUCAACUCACUAAGCAAAACACUGAAAGUUUGCAUUGCAGCAAGGAAAAAAAAGUACUGGUAAGGCAGUCUUCAGAAGGACUCAAAAGUUUCCAAUAGCUUGUUUUGUGUGCAUUCCACUAGAGUACUGUAGGAUGUAUAACUCGUUGUGAUUGGAGGUGUUCUGCCAGGCUGGAAAAAAUAUUGAUGUUUAGAUUUUGGCCCCUUCCGCUAAAAAAUAUACCCAUGGGCCAUAGAUCUAAAUAAUUGUCUUUAAUUAGCGCUAGCAGGAGUAUGAUACCACAAUUUGACCCAAAAAAUCAUCAGGUGUGAUGCAGAUGGACCCCCUCUAUCAAAAUAUCAGGUGAAACCUUUUCUGUAACAUGGGUUGAACGAAAUCACAUUUCUAGGCCUCUUUUAGGAAUUGGCUCCUGUACUACAAUAGAAUUUAUUGGUUUAAGUUACAGCUGCAAGAUAGUAAAUAUUCCCAGUACAUACCUUUUAGCUUUGAUAUCAGCAACUAUUUAAGUGAUGAUUGUUGGAAAAUUCUUCAUGG